AUGGAUCAGACAGCGAUCAGAGCCCCAGAAAUCACAGUUGGGACCCGAUAUUCGUUCCUUUACGCCGUGUACCUUCACGCCACGGCUGCAGCACUCAGAGCCUUAGUGUCCUACGUCAAUGGCCGCCACGAAGGAUUUGAUAAAGACUUAGAGAUCCCAACGCCGGGGCUUGGGUCCGGCAGAGUUAAAGUCUCUGUGUGUUUACCUUCUGGAUACAAAGACACGGCAAAAGACGAAAAUCCACUGCCUCUAGUAGUGGUCCUCGAAGGGGGAGGGUUCGUGCUGGGCCAGCCAAAAGACGGGAGGAAGAACGAUCGGUUAAUGGCAGACGAGACUGGGGCGGUGGUGAUCUCGGUGGAUUACGCAAAGUCGCCACGCUUCGAGUAUCCCCACGCUCUUCUGCAGAUCUGGGCCGUGUUGAAAUGGGCUCUCUCCAAGGACGCCACGAGUGAAGGACUCUUUGUUGAUCCAUCACGGGUUGCUGUGCUAGGGAACUCGGCUGGAGGGAAUCUCACAGCAGCACUAUCACUCUUGGUCUCUUUCACUUCGGGACCUUGUGCGCAGUUCAGAGAUGGCCUGCGAGCUCGCUUCAGGCAGGUUCUCCAAGUUUUAAUCUAUCCCAGUGUCCAGUUGCAAUCACCAUACUCGGAGCGCUGGUUGCAGGGCGAUACAGAAGUCCGGGAGAAAAGCCUGCCGAUAUGGGCCGCAGAAAUGAUGGAAGCGUCGUAUCUCCCACCGUACAUUGAUAAACACCAGAUUUUUGUGGCGCCUUUGACGGCGGAAGUUGAAUUACUGAAGCAGCUAAGACUUCCGCCAGCUCUAGUCAUAAAUGCAGGGAUGGAUUGUCUGAAAUAUGAAUCUCGUGCGUACGCAGAGAAGCUACAGCAAGCUGGCGUCAACGUAUCCGUCAGAGAGUAUCCGCAGGCCAUCCAUGGGUUUACGCAUUAUAAGGAGGGUGACAAGGACUACCGGAAGGAAGAUGUCGAAGGCAGCUGGCGAGAGAUCUGCAAUGCUCUGAAGGCCGCAUUUGAUACACCACCCACUCAAUUAAAUAGCCAUAUCUAG
Rhinocladiella mackenziei CBS 650.93 is the source of this 1065-nucleotide messenger RNA. RefSeq lists its product as uncharacterized. The transcript is spliced from 2 exons. The coding region runs from base 1 to 1065 and encodes 354 amino acids. NCBI's taxonomy places the organism in Eukaryota, Fungi, Ascomycota, Eurotiomycetes, Chaetothyriales, Herpotrichiellaceae. Gene Ontology annotation, molecular function: hydrolase activity. The record is from RefSeq and is a predicted model, not a curated record.